Gadus morhua (Atlantic cod) is the source of this 3532-nucleotide messenger RNA. RefSeq names its product SRSF protein kinase 3. The record is from RefSeq and is a predicted model, not a curated record. Bases 933 to 2480 code for a protein of 515 amino acids. Gene Ontology annotation, molecular function: ATP binding; protein serine/threonine kinase activity. Lineage: Eukaryota; Metazoa; Chordata; Actinopteri; Gadiformes; Gadidae. The transcript is spliced from 12 exons. Gene Ontology annotation, biological process: spliceosomal complex assembly; regulation of mRNA processing; intracellular signal transduction. Gene Ontology annotation, cellular component: cytoplasm; nucleus.
UCUGCGGUGUGUAGGCUACUUGAAGAAGGACGCGGGACAGUCCAGCUUCCCUUUCCGCUCUAGGCGUCAACUCUGCUCAUUUGGCGCAGUGUUUUUUUCAGCAUACGCGGGCCAUCAAAUCACACUGAGGCGAGAACGCAGCGCCAAUAUCUGCGGGUAAAGUUUCAAAGUUACCAAACAGUAGGACUAGACAUCUUUUCCACCAACGUAAGUCGAUUAUUGGGACGGUUAUAGCAUGAAGUGCUAAGUAUUUCAGCAUGACUGUCUGGUUUAGUGUAGAGGCAAAUUAGUUGUCAGAGUUAAACCCGCCGCAAGUGUUGAGGCUUAUCGGGUCGCGGUGUGUCUUCGGUGUUUCCAUUGAGCUUAACCCCCAUUGAAGACCACAACACAGGCCUAUUAUUGACGAUAGGGGACAAGUUAGAUUAUAGUGGAAAAACCAAACUUUUGGAUUGCUCAAUUUGUAGAAUUUGUGAUCCCAACUAAUCGAGUUACUGCUAUAGAUAAUAUGUAACGUUAGUUCUUAAUGAGAUGUUACAUGGCGAAGAGACAUAUAGGCCUGAAGCAUAACGUUAGCAGAUAACGGGAAAGUGUUUAGUUCAGCGUUCAGUUGCAACACAUGCCAGUUGCAGGGGCUAUUUACGUUGACAUGCCACUCGCUGAAACCCAUCUAAAAAUAAACCUACGGCCACAGAUUUAAAAUGUCAUCGCCAACAGCCUAUUGGGGGUAAUUUGUAAGAUGUAUGGCUGUCGAGUCACGACUGCUGGUUCAGCCCCUGCUGACGCUUACCCACCUGCUACAAUCACCUGAGGGGAAUUGAUUGCAGCGCUUGUGUUUGCAAGUACCCCGAAUGCCUUUUUUUUGUUGUAGGUUAGGACUUGAGAACCACACAGGCCCCUAGAGCCGCCUCGUCUUGACCUGGGUCUUUUUGACCAUGUCUUCCUCAUAUGCUGCAGCAUUUUCAGCACUGUCCCUUAAGCCACAGGAAAAUACAAAGCAUCCUCCCAGCGCUCCGCCUCCCUCAGACAUAGAGGUUAGUGUUGUUAACGGUGCCCCGAACCAGCCCGACCAUCCCACUAUUCACCCAGCAGCACCUGUGGUAGUUCCCCAAACAACCUCCUCCGAGCUUUUAGGACUUGAGGAUGAACAGCAGGAGAGUUCAGAGGAUUACUGUGUAGGUGGCUACUACGCUGUGGAAAUUGGGGAGAUCUUCAUCGACCGCUACCAAGUGGUGAGGAAGCUGGGAUGGGGUCAUUUCUCCACAGUGUGGCUCUGCUGGGACAUGGAGAAGAGCCACUUCGUUGCUCUGAAGGUGGUGAAGAGUGCGACAGUAUUCACAGAGACGGCUCUCGAUGAGAUCAAACUGCUGAAAUGUGUGAGAGACAGCGACCCUAAGGACCCUACAAGAGAGAAUGUGGUAAAGCUCAUUGAUGACUUCAGGGUCACCGGAGUGAACGGACAGCAACACGUGUGCAUGGUUCUGGAAGUGCUGGGCCACCAGCUCCUGAAGUGGAUCAUAAAGUCCAACUACCACGGCCUCCCCCUGCCCUGCGUGAGGAGCAUCAUCAAACAGGUUCUGCAGGGCUUGGAUUAUUUGCACACAAAAUGCAAGAUUAUCCACACGGACAUCAAGCCCGAGAACAUCCUUUUGAGGGUGGACGAGGUUUACAUUCAGAGACUAGCGGCCAACACCAAACUGUGGCAGCUUCCCAAAUCCCCAGCGUCCCCCAGCUGCUCGCAAAAUACCAGCACCAGAGAGAAACAGAGCCUUUUCAACCUGCUGGGGAAGCUCAACGGGGUUUUCCACACAUUGGGAACGUGGACGGGCAGGGUCUCCCGGCGCCAGAUGAGCAGACUGAGCAGGAAGGAGCACAGGAAGCGUGAUGGCGGUGGAAGGGACGGCGGGGGGAGCACAGCGGGCCGUGGUCAAGGAUUCAAACGUCACGUGUCGUUUGUUGAUGACCUGACGCCGCCCGGCACCCCUAGCCACGACUGCCCUUUGAAGCAGCAGCGACGCCGGCCCGACAAACCCUUCCACAGACGGAGCAUGAUGCUGUUGGAAGACCUCGACCCGGAACAGAGCUACCCUGACACACUACCCUCUCCCUGCUCUCUAACAGCAGCACGCUCCCCCAAGGCCCGACCCCGAUCUCUGUUGCUGCACCAGACUGCAGAGAACCACCAACAGACAUCGCUGUCUUCGUCGUUACAAGGUGUGGCUGAGGUGGGGCCGGUAUCGGACGGAGACACAGUUGACUCUGUAGACGUGCUUGUGAACCUGCUUAAGCCAGAGAACGCUGACAAGAUCUUAAUCAAGAUCGCUGACCUGGGAAACGCCUGCUGGGUGAACAAGCACUUCAGUGAGGACAUCCAGACGUGUCAGUACCGCUCGGUGGAGGUGCUGAUCGGCGCUGACUACGGCCCUCCCGCCGACAUCUGGAGCACCGCCUGCAUGGACAACUGCGCCGCAUCUCCAAGCUGAAGCCGUGGAGCCUGUGUGAGAUCCUGCAGGAUAAGUUUGAGUGGCGACGGGAGCAGGCGGCCCAGUUCAGCUCCUUCCUGCUCACCAUGCUGGAGCCCCAGCCGGGAAAGAGAGCCACGGCUACACAGUGUUUACGACACCCCUGGCUGGUGGCUGUCUCAUAGACAGACCAAAACCCCUAGCUUGUACCUCUCACUACACUACACACUUGUUGCAUUGUGGUCAAGGGUUGAUUACCGCACGGGUGAACCGGGCACAUGCCCAGGGGCCCCAAGGGCUCAGGGGGGCCCUAAGCCGCUGAAGUCGCUGUUAGUAACUUUUAAUGUUGCAUUGUCGAAGCAAUCAGUAGAGAAAUACAAAAAUCCAAGCGAAAACAGCAAUAGUAGGUCAAUUACUACUGAGUAAAAAAAAUAAAGAUUACUAGGGGACACUAUUUCAUUUUGUGAUUUUGAGACCGGUCACUCACAGGCCACGAACAAGGCACUGUGAUUUAAACAUGGAGCAACGGCAAACGGUUGUAACAGUGAACUCUUAAGUGGAACAGCUAAGCAAAGAAAGAAAGAAACAAGAGAAAAUGUAUUUGCUGUUGACUUUUAUUGAGGCCGCCGUGCCUGCGCAGUUCACUUUACUUAGCUGAUCCGUCACUUUCUUAUUGAACAGCCUCAAGAAAAUUAUAUUUGACUCAAAUCGACAAAAAUGGCAACCCUUGUAAAUCCUGUUUUGUUGAAAUAAAGAUGCAUUUAUUUGUAUCUUUUUUUUUGGGGGGGGGGGGGGGGGGUAUCUCAUAAUCUGUCUAUGAUUGUGGUGGAAUCAUUUAUUAACUUUUUAUGGCUUCCGCCAUAUUGCAACUUCCGGCACUUACAAAAUAUUGGAAGUGCCAGAAGCUCGGGAAUAGUUGUUUGCGUAGCGGUGCGUUUUCGCCAUCAUUUAUUUCUCAAAACCUUGCAGUUAAUUGCAACUGCGAUGCAUGAAUUAUGCUGCUUUAUCAUCAGCCUGAGGACAUGACCCAUGACGCUAUUUUCGUAAUUCACAAUAAAUCUACUCAUUAUGAU